CACACACACACACACACACAAUGACACACUGAAUAGUAGCAGUGUUUUCUGUUAGUUCAUCCAGAGCAGCAAAUCUGAUGAGUCCCCAUUUCUGGGUCAGUGCACAAAAUAGUGAAUACAUAGAAUAGAGGGCAAAGCAGUUCGCUCGCUCGCGCUCGCACACACUUCCACAUACGUACACAAUUUCUCACAUUCUACCUCUGAAGUGUGAUGCAGACACACAGAAGAACCCUCACCCCCAGCCAGUCCCUCUAACCACUUGAUUACACAAACGUUUUAUUCCAUCCUAUCAUACACACGCAUGAUGAGGUCACCGUACUUCCCGGCUCGCUCAGUGCUGUUCCGUAAGGAGGAGAACGGCGUGACCUACCGUGUUCCUGCACUGCUCUACAUCCCCUCUUCCUCCUCCUUCCUGGUGUUUUGCGAGGAGCGUCUGAGUCCCUCCGACUCCCAGGCACACCUGCUGGUCAUGAGGAAAGGCACCUUCUACAGGAACUAUGUAGAGUGGGAGGACAUGCGUGUGUUGGGCUCGGCGCGACUGGAGGGGCACCGCUCCAUGAACCCGUGUCCCGUGUACGACGAGUUUACUGGCACGCUCUUCCUGUUCUUCAUUGCCGUACUUGGCCACACCUCGGAGGCCCACCAGCUGAUCACCGGCAAGAACCUGACACGCCUCUGCUGCAUCUCCAGCAGCGACCAUGGAGACACCUGGAGCCCCACCAUUGACCUCACCGUCAGGGUCAUAGGAGACACCAUCACAGAGGGGACUAUGACGGGGAGGAUGUUGGUGGUGCUGACUGCCCUGCUGACGGCAGGGACGGGAGCUGAGCCGCUGAGCAGCAGCUCUCCGGAGCUCCUCUCUGAGGUAGCCAUAGCCCAGCUAUUGGAGGAGACAGACAUUGUCAUGGCCACAGGGGAUUUGAACCCGAGUCAUUACCCUGCCCAGCGGGCAGCCAAGGUGGUUCAGCACUACCUCAACACCCGCUAUGGAACCCCCCACAGAGUCAUCAUGCUGGAGCGGGUUCACAAGGCCAGCGCUGAGGAAGUCGCAGAGCUGGGCAGAAAGUACCACCUGGAGCUCUCAGUCCAAGAGACAAUCACCAACCGGACAGAGAGCGUCUCUGCAGAGGUGGUGUUCCCAGGAGGAGAAACCAAGGCUGCCCCCCAGGUCCAGGCCACCUGUGACGGGCUGCUUCAAAUCAACACCCAAGCUCUGGAUGAGGCCUUUUACCACAAGCACAGAGCCAGCAAUAUACUGGUGUCAGCAGAAAACAUACCAGACAGCUACGGGUACGUGGACCCCAGCAUGGAGGCGCUGUGGAACCUGGGGAAGGUGGUGUCCAGUGAGGUCAUGCUGAGGGAAUCCAAUGAGAGCACUCUGUACAACCUGGCCCAGGUGGCCAGUAUCACACAGCUGGAGACUGAGAACACCCAGCUGAGGUUCCAGUAUCAGGUUUUGCUGCAUGAGAUGGUUUCCCAGGAGAUUGUAACCUGGAAGCUGCUGGUCAGCUGGUCGCCAGCAGAGGGCGUCAGAGUGUUGGAGACAGAGUGGAUCCCCAAGUGUGAACAUUGUGUGGCCCCUCCCAAUCACUACAAGUAGAGAUUCCUCCCUCCUUCACUUCCUCUUCCUCCAUCACCUCCUAUUCUCCCCUACCUCACCUCCUCUCCCUCACCUCCCUAUCACAACAAAUAGAUUCCUCCCACCUCCUCCCUCCCUCCUUCAUUUCAUCUCCCCCUGUCUCCCUCCCUCCUUCACCUCCUC
Hypomesus transpacificus is the source of this 1762-nucleotide messenger RNA. It is a transcript of the gene lxn, whose product is annotated as latexin. Bases 302 to 1600 code for a protein of 432 amino acids. Gene Ontology annotation, molecular function: metalloendopeptidase inhibitor activity. The transcript has 10 exons. The record is from RefSeq and is a predicted model, not a curated record. Lineage: Eukaryota; Metazoa; Chordata; Actinopteri; Osmeriformes; Osmeridae.